UUUCAUUACGGAUGCAGCUCCAAUGCCCGUGGAAGCAGUUACGACCACUAAGCUGCCUGCUAUUCGUCUCCCACUUCGCCUUUCAACCACUGCACAGCGCAACCUUCAAAGAAAAUUGAACUUCAAAAAGACCAAGGAUUCACUGGUGAUAUCUCUACCUACCUUAUUAAAGGACGACACCGUUACACGCUAGGUUAAGAGACCACACCAUUCUCUUUACAUCUUCCGUACAUUCAAUCCUUCCUCAUUGACACCUCACCAUUCCCCGCCAUACCACAUCCAAUACCGCCAACAUGUCUGGUAGCUCCAACAGCGCUUCGCGCAACAAUAUACUUCGCGACUUCAAGAGCCUAACGGGCAUGCCCGAAGCUAGGUGCACAGAGUACCUCGAAUCCGCAAACUGGGACAUCGGCCUUGCCGCCCAGGCCUACUACGCCGACCACGACUCCGGUGAGGAAGAAAUCGAGCCCGUUGCGCAGGCUCAAGCUUCUGCCCCUGCUCCCGCCGAAUACACUGGUCCCCGAACUCUCGAUGGACGACCCGCGCCCGAGUCGGCCGGCAGAGCGAGCACCGUGAAGAAGGCAGCGCCUAAGAAGAAGGGUCUCGCAACGCUUAGCUCUAUUGGAGGAGGCCACGCACACGACGACGAUGACGAUGAAGAUGACGAGGACGACGAUGACAGAGGCCGCGGCGACCUCUUUGCUGGCGGUGAAAAGUCUGGACUGGCUGUGCAGGACCCGUCUCAACAAGAGGGUGGUGGUGCUAAGAAGAUCAUCAGCGACAUCCUCGCCAAGGCCAAGGCGAACGCAUCCCGGCCAGAGACCGCAUCGCCCGCGGGCCCUUCGCGCUCCGGUGCUUUCCGCGGAAGCGGCACCACGUUGGGUGGCGAGGGCUCCGAGAGCCGCAGUAUUCCCGACCCCGAUGCUCAGGAGGGUGCAGGUGGCUCAGCGGGUGCGACCGGCGAGCCUCAGGAACGUACAUUGCACCUGUGGCAGGAUGGCUUCAGCAUUGACGAUGGCGAACUUCACCGAUUCGACGACCCCGAGAAUGCGAUGGAUCUCAACAUGAUUCGGGCUGGCAGAGCCCCUCUGCACUUGAUGAAUGUUCGCUACGAUCAGCCGGUCGACGUGAAGCUUCAUCAACACCAGGAGAACUACCACCCAUUGCCCAAGACAUACAAGCCGUUCGGCGGAGAGGGACGCCGGCUCGGUAGCCCCGUUCCCGGUGAGGGCAGCUCUUCGUCCACCACAGUCGCCCCUGCUGCCUCGGCCUCGGCGAGUGCCAGCUCGACGGGCCCUCAGCAGGCUGUCGAUGAGUCUCAGCCUACCCUGACCCUCCGUAUCCAGUUGCCCAAUGGCACCAGACUGCCGGCUCGCUUCAACACUACCAACACCAUCAAUGACGUCUACGAAUUUGUGCAGCGCGCUUCUGCGGAUACCCGCACCAGGUCCUGGGUGUUGGCCACGACUUUCCCCAACAAGGACCAUACUGAUCGCAGCUUGGUGUUGGGCGAGAUGUCUGAGUUCAAAAAGGGCGGCACGGCGGUUGUCAAGUGGGCUUAGAGCACGAGGCAGAUGGAAAAGAAAAUGGCGGGAACCGGGCGGCGUUUGGUACUUUGGGGCUCUGGCCCGCAUUAUGGCCGGGUGGCUUUGGGUCUGGGCAUUUGAGGCCGUUUGCCUCUGCGUGGAAUGUAGACUUGACUUGAGAAAUAGACACGCCCACAUGAAACAGUAACAUCAGG
Molecule: messenger RNA, 1741 nt
Organism: Colletotrichum scovillei
Lineage: Eukaryota; Fungi; Ascomycota; Sordariomycetes; Glomerellales; Glomerellaceae
Product: SEP domain-containing protein
Exons: 3
Coding region: 294-1562 (422 amino acids)
Biological process (GO): membrane fusion; proteasome-mediated ubiquitin-dependent protein catabolic process; autophagosome assembly
Cellular component (GO): nucleus; cytosol
Molecular function (GO): ubiquitin binding
Source: RefSeq, a predicted model, not a curated record